Molecule: messenger RNA, 2463 nt
Organism: Penicillium nucicola
Lineage: Eukaryota; Fungi; Ascomycota; Eurotiomycetes; Eurotiales; Aspergillaceae
Product: cell differentiation and development protein Fsr1
Exons: 4
Coding region: 1-2463 (820 amino acids)
Molecular function (GO): protein binding
Source: RefSeq, a predicted model, not a curated record
AUGUCUUGGCAGUCCUCGUCAGCUAUGGCUGGUGCUGGAGGAAUGCCUGGUGCGAUGGGUGACUCCAGCAGUGGCCCACAGGGGACCGAGUACACACUGCAGGGUGUUAUGCGCUUCCUGCAGACGGAAUGGCAUCGACACGAGCGCGACCGCAACGCCUGGGAGAUUGAACGUGCGGAGAUGAAGUCUCGCAUUGGCAGGCUAGAGGGAGACCUACGCACGAGCAAGCGCCUACAUGAGUCUCUUGGCAAACAUGUUCGAUUGAUGGAGACGGCGCUCAAGAAAGAAAGGGAGAAGGCGAAGAAGCUCUCCAACAAUGAAUCGAUUGAGGACAUGAAGGACCCGAAAGAGGUUGCGCGUGAGAGUCUCAACUUCUUAAAAGCUCAACGCUCCCAGUCAAGCCCAGCACUCGAAAACGACCAGGAUUCCACCAACACAAAUUCGCACGAAGAUCAAUUAGAAGAUGGCAUAGAUCAAACUCGAGGUUUCCUGUCCAAGGCCUCCCACGAAAUUGCGUACCAUGUUAUUCCUUCUUCUCACCCGCCGCUUGAUCUCAACGACUCCGAUCUUUCCAGUCACAUCUACGGCAAUCAGCAGCUCUCGCAACAGAACCUGGAAGAGGCAUACCUCCACCAGCAGCGUCAGAAAGCGAAUCAUAUGAUGGCACGCGACAUGGCAGUACAGAAUCACCAGCCCGUAUCCAACCACUACUCUGAAAAUGUCAUGGCUGGCGGUCCGAACCACUACAUUCCUCAGGAUAACAUGAAUAGACGCCAGCUAGACCACCAACAAGCACCCGUACCGACGAUCGAAAACCGCAGCCACACAUACGAACAGGGCCUAGUUGAUGAUCGCCAGAACCAGGCAUAUGAGGUCCCAGGGCCUCAAGUAAUUGUCAAGGAAGAUGCGGGCCCACAGAAUCAGGAGGAAAAGACCGAGGAUGUGGAUGGUUGGAACUUUGAUGAACCCGCGGAGCCAGAGCCUACCAGCGAGCCCAUUCUGCCUCAUCGGCCGGAUACUGAUGCCUUCCCCAAUGCCAAUUUUGUACGUUCCGAGGCGUCUAAGAGCGGAUCACUUCCUCACCGAAGGAAGAGCUCCGGAUCAAGGCGCAAGAGCGACGGUGCAAUCGAUGCUCGCGAAGCGGGUGCGACAUUUGGACAGCCACAGGAUUCGAACUUCAAGGUCCGCUUUGCCUUACGCGGUCACUUAGAUGUGAUUCGGUCUGUUAUCUUCACCGGUGGAGGUAGCCCUUCAGAACCCGAGAUCUGCACUUCUAGCGACGAUGGAACGAUCAAGCGAUGGAUUAUCCCAGCCACCUAUGGUGGCUUUGGAGCCCAUGGCCCUAAUUCUAGCAACGAUUUGGAUAUCACAAGCUACUUCACUCACCGUGGACACGAAGGCGCAGUCACCUCGCUUGCUGCAUGUUCACCCUCACAGAACAUCUCCAACGGAGGCCGUGUUUUGGGCGACGGAUGGGUGUUUUCAGGUGGCCAAGACGCCAGUGUGCGCGUGUGGGAGCGUGGGCGUGUUGAUCCUAAAGCCACUUUGGACGGACACAAGGAAGCAGUUUGGGGACUCUGUGUUCUUCCAGGCACCGUGGGGUCUGUCUUUGAUGAUUCCAGUAACCAAUAUGGUGGGCCUGAUCGCAUCUUGCUUGCUUCCAGUGCAGCAGAUGGACGCAUCUUGAUCUGGGCUGUCAGCGCUCCUCCUCAAAUUUCAGCUCCUCCUGCUGGCUCACGCCGUCAAGGGGGAAGCCGCCGGGCGAAUUCCAUAUCCUCCGGUUCCAACUUCCCAUCUUCUCCCCAGCCUAGUGUUGCUACAACCACGCCAUUCCACUUCACUCUUGUUCACCACAUUUGUCGUGCCGAGUCUCCUGCCUCAACAUGCAUCAGCCCCUUGUCUCUUGCAGGUGUCAAUUUUGUUGUCUCAUACUCGGAUGCCUCUAUCCUGGUUUACGAUACCCGGACCGGCGAAGAAAUCGUAGGAAUGGCCAGUCUUGAAACCUACGACGGCACACCUUCUACUGGUGUCAACUCUGUUGUCACGACCACUGUCGGCUUCGAUGGAACCGCUAACCUGGACCCUAAUCGGGCCAUGGCCGAGGAAGAAGUAGUCCACGGUGCUACUGGAUCCAGUAGCGUUGAGGGCGUGAUUAUUAGUGGAUACGAAGAUCGCUACAUCCGGUUCUUCGAUGCAAACAGUGGUCAAUGCACAUAUACCAUGCUGGCCCACCCUGCUGCAAUCGCCUCAUUGUCACUGUCCCCUGAUGGACGCGAACUCGUGUCAGCUGGCCAUGACGCAAGCCUACGCUUCUGGAACCUUGAGAAGCGCAGCUGUACUCAGGAGCUGACAAGCCACCGAUUGAUGCGUGGCGAAGGCGUCUGCGCCGUGGUCUGGAGUCGUGACAGCCGUUGGGUCGUCAGCGGCGGCGGAGACGGUGUGGUCAAGGUUUUUUCUCGAUGA